Molecule: messenger RNA, 1272 nt
Organism: Nannospalax galili (Upper Galilee mountains blind mole rat)
Lineage: Eukaryota; Metazoa; Chordata; Mammalia; Rodentia; Spalacidae
Gene: Patl2
Product: PAT1 homolog 2
Biological process (GO): deadenylation-dependent decapping of nuclear-transcribed mRNA; P-body assembly
Cellular component (GO): P-body
Molecular function (GO): RNA binding
Source: RefSeq, a predicted model, not a curated record
AGAGCCAGCUCUCCAGUCCGGCAUUUUGGACCUCGCCAGUCCUCACCAGAUCCAACUGUCUUCUGCAGCACACUAACCUCAUGGCCCCAUAAGCUCAGCCUUCCCAGUCGUCUGACCCAGCUCCACCCUCAGCACCAACAGAUCUUACUGCAGCAGCAGAGGCAAAAACCAAGGUAAAGGAUGUUUCUCCUGGCCUGAAGUCUCCUAUCCCAGAAGCCUUGGUCUCAGCAGCCAGACCCCUAUGCUAACCUCAUGACCCGAAAAGAGAAGGACUGGGUGAUUAAAGUGCAGAUGGUUCAGCUGCAGAGUGAGAACCCCCGCCUAGACGAUUAUUACUACCAGGAAUACUACCAGAAGCUAGAGAAGAAACAGGCAGAUGAAGAGCUGCUUGGACAAAAGAACAGGCUUGAGUCACUCAAGCUGGUCACCCCUUACAUCCAGAAGGCAGAAGUUUAUGAGUCAGUGGUUCGAAUUGAGGGUUCUCUGGGCCAGGUAGCUGUAUCAACAUGUUUUAGCCCUCGCCGAGCUAUUGAUGCUGUAUCUCAUGGAACUCAAGAGCAGGAUACAGGAGCUACAUGUGGUCAGAGGCUUCAAGUAUUAUUCCAGAUCGAGAAGAUGUUCCUUCAGUUACUAGAGAUAGAAGAGGGCCAGAAGAAUGGGUUUCCACAACUCUGCUGCUCUGGGCAACAGAGCAACCAGGUUGAGAAGCUCUUCCAGGCCUUAAAGACCCAAGAACAGAACAGCCUGGAGGAGACAGCAGACAGCCUUCUGCAGGUGCUGUCUGUAAGGAAGGGGAAAUUUUUGGUGGCUCGGCUGCUCCCCUUCCUGCCCCGUGAUCAAGCUGUUAGCCUUCUUCUGUAUAUCACUCACCAUCUGCCUCUCCUGAUCCGGAGGGAUUUGGCUGACCAGGCUCUACACAUGUUAUUCAAACCUCUGGGCAAAUAUAUAAGUCACCUUACCUUCCAUCAACUCCUUCAAGGACUUCAAGGUCUAAUGUUGCUACCACCCGGUUCCUCAGAGCGGCCAGUCGCUGUGGUACUUCAGAAUCAGUUUGGAAUAUCUUUGCUUUAUGCCCUGCUGAGUCAUGGAGAGCAGCUGGUAUCCCUGGAUUCUUCCCCAGAGGAACCCAACAGUGACUCUACAGCUUGGACAGACUUGGUGAUACUGAUUGCCUGGGAGAUAGCCCGAAUGCCCACAGCUUCUCUGGCAGAACCACUAACCUUCCCCAGAAACCUACUUCCCUGUUCUGUCACCAUGUGGACAAACAAUUAG